This is a messenger RNA of Parnassius mnemosyne (clouded apollo), 267 nucleotides long. NCBI's taxonomy places the organism in Eukaryota, Metazoa, Arthropoda, Insecta, Lepidoptera, Papilionidae. The record is from the annotation of a GenBank genome assembly.
AUGGAAGAUUUCAACGCAAAACUAGGUACAAGAAGGAACGGUGAGCUGAAAGUAGGGAAAUUCGGAAUAGGUCAACGGAACCCAAGGGGCCAGCAGCUGGCCGACUUCAUGGAGAAAGAGGGACUCUUUAUGAUGAACUCUUUCUUCCAGAAGCGGUCCCACAGGGAGUGGACCUGGUCGAGCCCCGACGGUUUAACAAAAAAUGAGAUUGACUUCAUUAUGACGACAAGACGUCAACUGUUCGGCAUUAACGAAUUAGUAAGUUGA